AUGCGAUCACGAUGCAAACCAGAUCGCAAACUGGCCAACCGAAUUACCCAGAAGCCACACCGGGAGGAACCGAUUUCUCUGAAGUUAUUAGGUACUGUUUGGAAACUAUCUGCUAAGCCUGCCCUGACUUGGUCUGUCAUGAUUACCGCACCGCCCUCGAAAGGGACGAACGCAACCCACACUACGAAGUCAACAUUCCUCCCGCCGUUGUCCAGUAUGCUGACCUUGAGACUGCGUUGCGCCGAACGUGGGCAGACGACGAGGUUGGCUCACUUUUGUGUAAGUGGUACCGUAGAAUUUCGAACCCAAUUCUCUCUUUUAAUAUUCGGGAUCAUCCAAACUACACGUGACUCAAUGGCGCCACCAAUGGCUUUUUCGUGUCAUCCACAUCUUGUUGCAAGACCUGCGGUCAACGGUCAUGAGAUUUCGAGGGGGGAGUUGCUCCGAGGGCCUGAGCGGAGCUGCAAGGAUGCAGUUGCUUGUCAGGAUCAUACUAAGAGGCCCACUCGAUUGCGAUAUGAGUGGGAUACCAUAUUUGCAAUCAAAGAACAUUCUCUGGUUUCAGACCUCAACGUUGAUGACACACUGUUUCGUGUAAACACAGUUCCCCAAAGAAGCGGUUGUGGGAAAUCCAAGUGCACCCAAUCAAAAACACAGUGCGAUCGACCUCGCGACACAGGGGCCAUCGUUUUAGGCUCACAGAAACGCAUUGGAAUACGGGUUGCCACUGACACUGGUUUCACUCGAGCCGGAAACGUGUCAGAUUAUCGCCGUAAGGAAAGGCAACUGAGCCGAAAUCCGGGGGACUUCAAGCGUGACUUCCGUGGUGCGGGUCGUGGGGGUCUCAGAAGGAACGAAGGUCAAUUCUCCCGAGGCCGUUUCCAUGACCGCCACAGAGGACAACGACCAGGGCAUUUUGCAGAAGAACCCGAAUGGUUUUCUGAAGGUCCGACUACGGUUACUGAAACCAUAGAGCUGGGGUGUGCGUUGGAAGAUGAGGAUGGCGAUAACUCAGUAAUUUUUGGACGAAAGCUGGCAACCCCACCUAUUUCUCUUACUGAUGGGGGCGAUAGAGAGACCGAUGAUGUUUCAGGCCUCUAA
This is a messenger RNA of Opisthorchis viverrini, 1101 nucleotides long. RefSeq lists its product as hypothetical. Bases 1 to 1101 code for a protein of 366 amino acids. The transcript is spliced from 5 exons. NCBI's taxonomy places the organism in Eukaryota, Metazoa, Platyhelminthes, Trematoda, Opisthorchiida, Opisthorchiidae. The record is from RefSeq and is a predicted model, not a curated record.